This is a messenger RNA of Monopterus albus (swamp eel), 4500 nucleotides long. RefSeq names its product olfactomedin-like 2A (gene olfml2a). Gene Ontology annotation, biological process: signal transduction. Lineage: Eukaryota; Metazoa; Chordata; Actinopteri; Synbranchiformes; Synbranchidae. The transcript has 8 exons. The coding region runs from base 196 to 2151 and encodes 651 amino acids. The record is from RefSeq and is a predicted model, not a curated record.
GCCACCGACAGAACGCGCGGUGGAGACAGAGCGCACGCCACAGAAAACACACGCAACAUCCGCGGUUCCUACUGUAUGAUCCUCCCUUUGUGGUGUGGAUAUGGACUUAAAAUAGACAGCGCUACUUUAAUUUAUUGGCUGAAUGCAGUGACACUGCCGCUUGGGAACUGAACUUUACGCCACUCCGGAGAGAAAAUGUGGAGAUACACGAACUUGUUCGCCUGUCUGCUGGUGUUUUGUAAGACUGCGUCUUCACAGAAUAAGAUCUUUGGGGAGACGGAGCCUGUCCGGAUGACAUCAGAGGGCUCUGACUGCCGGUGCAAGUGCAUCAUGCGCCCUCUGAGCAAGGACGCUUGCCUGCGGGUGCGGAGCGGCAGUGUACGUGUGGAGGACUUCUACACAGUGGAGACGGUCAGUUCCGGGUCUGACUGUAAGUGCUCGUGCACAGCCCCACCGUCCUCCCUCAACCCCUGUGAGAAUGAGUGGAAGAUGGAGAAGUUGAAGAAACAGGCACCUGAGUUACUAAAGCUCCAAUCUAUGGUGGACCUCCUCGAGGGAACCCUUUACAGCAUGGAUCUAUUGAAAGUCCACUCCUACAUCAACAAGGUGAUGUCACAGAUGAACACCCUGGAAGAGACAAUCAAGACAAACCUUACACGGGAGAAUGAAUAUGUCCGGGACAGCAUGAAGAGCCUGACCAACCAGUUUCAGAGAUAUGAAAACUAUUCCAACAUUAUGAUGAGCAUCAAGAAGGAGAUCUCCAGCCUCAGCCUGCAGCUGCUACAGAAAGACUCCUCUGAAAGCAAAGCACAGGACACUACUGAUGAAAAAACCAACGUGGCUGUAAAAUUGCCCAACAAAAAGACACCUGCAGUUAAACCCCCUCCCAAACCACCCAAAGAAAAGGUCGUGAAGCCCAAGAAAGAGGUCAUUAAACCUGGGAAGCCAGUCAAGCCUGAUCCUACAGCCAGAGACAAGAUGGUUGGCCACCAACCCGGUGUGGUGAGGGGCAUCACAUACUAUAAGGCUUCCAAGACAGAUGAGGAUGAAAACAAGGGAGACCACGCUGCCAAAACAUACACAGUCCAUCACAUCACAGAAAAUCAGUCUGAGGAUGAAGGAGCUGAAUUCAUCAUGGAAACCGUGGAGGCCACUGCGGCUGAACCCGCCACCGCCACCACAGUUCCCACAACUACAGCCACUACCACCACCACAACUACUAGCAGCACAACUACCACCACUACUACACCCUCUACUAUCACCACACAAAGUACACCAGCAUCUGAAAGACCAGCACCAACCAUAGUGCUGGUGCUGGACAACUCCAACAACAACAGUCGGCCCGGUCUGCACAGAGCUGGGAAGAUCCUCAACUGUGAAGGGACUCUAGCAUCAAUAGAGCAGCCAGAGAAGCAGCACAGUUAUGGGCGCAAUGAAGGAGCCUGGAUGAAGGAUCCCCUGGCUAAAGACUCCAAGAUCUACAUCACUAACUAUUAUUACGGCAACAACCUGGUGGAGUUCCGUAACCUGGACAACUUCAAACAAGGCCGUUGGAGCAACCUUUUCAAACUGCCUUACAACUGGAUAGGAACUGGCCAUGUCGUCUAUAACGGAGCCUUCUACUACAACAGGGCUUUUACCAAGAACAUUAUCAAGUAUGAUCUGAGGAUGCGAUACGUGGCGGCCUGGACACUGCUGCAUGAUGUGGUUUAUGAGGACACCACCCCUUGGAAGUGGAGGGGCCACUCAGACAUUGACUUUGCUGUAGAUGAAAGUGGACUGUGGGUGAUUUACCCUUCUGUGGACUAUGACUACAACCAGCAAGAGAUGAUCAUCAUCAGUAAACUGGAUCCUGGAGACCUGUCCUUGAAAAAGGAAACCACCUGGAGGACAGGGCUCAAGAGGAACUCUUAUGGGAAUUGCUUUAUCAUCUGUGGUGUCUUGUAUGCUGUUGAUGUGUACAACCAGAAAGAAGGUGAGGUGAACUAUGCUUACGAUACCCACACCAACACUGAAGCCAUCCCGCGUCUGCCCUUCACCAAUGAGUACUCCUUCACCACCCAGAUUGACUACAACCCCAAGGAGAAGGUUUUGUAUGCCUGGGACAAUGGCCAUCAGCUGACAUAUCAGGUAAACUUUGUUGACCAAUGAGCACAGCUAGUUUGUGCUGCAGAUAAGCUCACAGUAGGCCUGCCAGUAUGGCACCUAUAUAGAAAAAAGACGCUCAGUAUUUAACAGCCUUGAAGCAGGCAUAUUGGACUCAACAGGACAAUGGAUGAAUCAACACCAGCCUUCCAGCGCCAAUGCAUGCUAUUCAAACACCUGACCUCACAGUGUACCAAACAUAUACAGUAUGUCUCAAAUAAUAUUGGGAUGUGUCUCUACAGUGUGUAAAUAGAAUGGACAGCAAACAGUGGAAAUAAACUCAUGGGUUGAGUUAAAGUUCAUCAGAGUGGUAAAGUUUCGAAAAUUAGAGGUUUCUUUUUAUGUUCAUUUAUGAAAUGUUAGCAGAGUGGCUAAUGAGCGUGUGAUAAUUUUUAAAUAAAUGUAACAUUUGUAAAACCACCUGGUUUUCUGACAUGGCACUUUGAUGCUUGCAGUUUGAAUUUGCCACUACAUGUCAUUUUGGUCAUCUCUGAGACCUGAAAGCUCACAUUUGGGUGGCGACAGGAGCAACGGCUGAGUGAAAGGAUUACGUCAGUCAAGCAGACACUUUCCCAAACAUAAGCCUUAAUAGCCCUUUAAAGCAGUGUUUAAAAUGUAUCUCAUUAUACCAUAUAUGUGGACACAUAUAAAUUAAAAAUGGUCUUGCUGUAGUAAUUCCUCCUGUCCAAACUGACUAUGGAGUAAUCCUUUCCAAACACAACUACACUGUAAAGGAUGGCUCUCGUUUUAGCUAACUCAUGCUAGCUUCAGCUGAACUUUAGAAUGCAUUUUAAUACAGAGCAAAGACUGUAGAUUUUGCAUCCAGUUUCUUCACAAACACUAUAGACAGGACUAAUUACAGUGAUGAGUAACUAUUUAAACUUACAUUUGGAAACUUGAGUACUGUGUGAAUGCUGAUGUGAAAAAUUCAAAACCAAAUGAAACUACUGAUUGAAUUUCUACCAAGACAUAUAUAGAACAUACUGUAUCAUCCUGUGGAAAGAGAAAAGAAGCGAGGUCAGUCAGAGACACUUAGAGUAUAUCAAGAAAUUGACCAUUUGUGGCAAAUGGGUUAGAACAGGUGUAAAGGGCUCUGCUCUUUGAGGGAGCUCUUAAAGAAUCAGAAUAGCCACAAGGUCUCUGGUGGGAGAACUACUCCUAGAUUUAACAACCAUCAUCAGGCCUCCGAAUCUUCAGACACUCCUCUUUUGCCUUGUGCCAGUCUCAGUCCUUUGUACACUUGUGCAUUAUUUAGCUCCACUCCCUGGCAUUUAACUCAAUCAAUGACAUUAUUUCUGGCUGGACAGUCAUUUUGCUUUCAGAAGUGUUUGUAAAAAUUAAUCUAUUAGCUGUUGUUUCACUUGCCCAUCUACUCCAUCCUAUCAGCCAGCAUUUUGAUCAUGAACCUGCUUUGUUUAUUAUUCUGGCCUCAUGAUGCUUACUGUUUCUUUACUAUAUAUAUUCUUUUUAGGUAUGUGUUGAAUAUUAUAUGAACUCCAAAAAACAAUGUACACAGGUUUUUAAGACUUUUAUGACUUUUUAGAUUUACACGGAUUUAUUUGACAAUUAAUAUCAUACAACUUUGUUCUAAGCUCCAUGAAUCUUGUUAAAUUUUUGUUGUAUAAAAGUAUGCAACUUUUGUCAUUUCAGUAACCACUACAUUUGUUGUAAUUACUGAGUUUUUGAACAUUUUCACCUCAAUAGAAGUUAAUAGCCAUGAUAGUCAUGCUAAUACAUAUUGUUCACUGUACCAUUAGCUGUGCCAUUUCCAGCAAUGGACACCACAAACCAUGUAUAUUUCUGUUUUUGACAAUGACUGACAGUGCUGUGUGAAGCACAUGGGCUGUGUUUCCACUAUGGGAACCUAACAAGGGUUAUGCCUUGUGCUUCCCUUAACCAUCACCUGGCAUAACCUCAUGGGCUGUCAUGAACCAUUCUGUUUUGCUUUUCCACUGUAUUUUUACAGUGCCCUCCAGUAUUUUUACAUUCUCACAUUUACAUUCUUACAUUCUACUGCCCUCCACCCACUUUUGUGGGACAGGUGUUAUACAUUUCGGUAGGUUUUUAUGAUGGAAAAAUCCUAAUAGUGAAAAUGGAAGGCUUUAAGACACACAAGAUAACAUUUACAGAAUUUCAUUUCAUAGUGUUGUUUAGUACACUUGAUGAUUCACAACCACAUUAUUUUGCCAGUUCUUGAAUUUGGUUUCUUCAUAAUUUGCAUGUUGAUUGCAAUAAAGUAUUCUGGUCAAUUGCAAAGUCUUUAUACUUAGAUAGUAAUGUCAGGAAAUGUAAUACAACACGUGGAACCAGCUGUGUGUGUUUGUGCUAUGAAAUAAAGUUUCCAUUAUAAAAGUC